Symbiodinium sp. CCMP2592 is the source of this 2487-nucleotide messenger RNA. Lineage: Eukaryota; Dinophyceae; Suessiales; Symbiodiniaceae. The record is from the annotation of a GenBank genome assembly.
AUGGCCAGCGAUCGGAAAGCAGAGAACGAUGGCUCCGUGGACGAGGAUUUGGACGGUGAGGCUCCGGCCGCGGCCAUUGGUGACCUGUCAGAGACUCUGAAACAGGUGAAAGCCGAGACCGAGACGGAGCUUGCUGCCACGCAAGUGGCGGAAGAGAAGUCGCGGAAGAACUUCGCAGAGCUCACAAAGACUAUGGAAGAGGAGGUGGCGACUCGCCAGGCUGCGGUGGAUGAGGUCAAGGCAGCGAUCUCCACCUCUGAGGAGGCUGCUGGCAAAGCAAAGAGCGAUCUGCUCUCCGUGAACAGGCGCCUGUCCUCGACGAAACAGCAGCUGACAGAGCUGCAAGUCGACCUCAAGGAUAAGAGCAAGGACUUCGCCACGCGAGGGAAGUCCCGAGAUGCAGAGGCUGGGGUGGUUGCGGAGGCGCUUGCGAUCCUGACGAAGAGCAGCAGUGGUGCUACCGUCGAGGAAAGUGCGAAGACCCUCGCAAGCUUCUUGCAGUUAUCUUCGGAGGCCUGGGGCUCGCACCAUUCCUCGCGAGAGCGGGAGCUGAGCAGGCGAAAAGUGGCCCGUCUCUUGGAGUCGGCCGCCAGCCCUGGCCUGGCCGCAUUGCUCCUCCAGUCCCAGGAAGGCUCCGGCAGGAGGGACGUCUUCAAGAAAGUCAAGGCGCUGAUCCACGAAAUGCUCGCCAAGAUGAACGAGCAGCAGGCGCAGGAUGCACGACGGGACAGUUGGUGUCAGACGGAGCUGUCCAACACCAACAACGCCAAGGCCAGCAAAGCUACGCGUGCGGACAAGCUGAAGACCAAGAUGCUCGCCGUCACCGCUGAGUUGUCCUCUUUGAAGUCGGAGAUCGAGACAAGUGCAAAGGAGAUCGACGACAUGAAGGCGUCCAUGGGCAAGGCCGAGAGCCAGCGUGGCAAGGAAAGCGCCAAGGCGAAAGCCGACGUCGUCAUGUACGAAGAGGAUCAGAGGGUCCUCAGGGAGGCCAUCCUUGUGCUUCAGCGUGUCUAUGGGGACACCUCGGUCAAGGCCGACAACAGCGGCUACAAAGCCAAAGCCACAGGUUCCGGGGUCGUCGGCCUCUUGCAGGUGUCCUUGGAAAACUUCGCUGACCUGGCGGAGGAGACAGCGAAGGGGGAGAAGGAAGCCAAGGCGGACUUCCAGGAGCUCAAGACUACCACGGAGGUUCGACUGGCGACCUUCGUCAAGGACACGGAGUACAAGAAGCAGACCAUCACGAAACUUGAGUCGGAGCUUGUGAGGGCAAACGAAGACCUGGCCAGCUAUCAGAAGGAGAUCAAGGCACUGAGCACCUACUUGGAGGAGCUCGCGACAUCAUGCUCUGUGAAGGGCCUCAGCUUCGAGGAGCGCAAGGCGAAGCGCGAGGAGCAGCUUGCAUCACUCAAGGAGGCAGGGAUACUGCCAGAGCUGCUGCAGCUGGUCUUGCUUGGAGAGGCCCUGCGCGUCCUGCAGUCCGAAGACUGUAUUCCUUCCAAAGCAACCAGUGGCAAUGUAUCCUUCGAAUUCAACAGGCGCGAGCUCGGACUCCUCGACGUCGCCGCCUCCGCAUGCGAGUACCCCAAGCUUCCGCUAGUGCAAACCUCCUGGAAGCCCGGCACAGAGCAGAACCUCGCUUCGAUGCAGGCCCAGCGCACCGUGGAUUCCUUGCUCCGGCACGAGCCCUGCGACCGUGACCUUUUGGGAUUGAUCGUUGACUUCCACACUUCUGUGUUUGUGUUCCCCCCCAGCCUCUCCUACGCCGCAAAGCCUUCGCGUUUCUGUGGAAUUGCGAGAGUAGCCCUCUGCUGGACACAAGCUUUUGACUCUGACUUUGGCCUUUUCUUCACCAGCCAGGCCCCAGCCCCCUUUCAUCAGGACUACUUGGAGGAUCUCGAGCGCGAGGCAGGGCUCAGCACUUCUGGGCUUCUGGGUCAGGGCUGGAGGCGGCAAGGGAGGCGGCCAGGGCUGGGCUUUUGGUUCUCUGUGCUCUGUGGUCUGGAUCCAGGGGAGUGCAGAGAUUCUGUCAGCUUAGAUGGGGAGCUUUUCAGGAUGCUCUUCGGCUCCUUUGAUCCGGCUAUUCCAGAUUGUGGCGGCUACUUCCCAGAGGAUGACCACAUGGCCGUGGACGUUGUCAAUUGCGCAGCAGUGGACCCUGCAGCACCUUCACAGCGUGGGGCGAACCCUGUGACCUACGCUUCUGCUUCGAUUUGCCUGCCAGGUCCGGGGGGCAGCUCCAUGGCUGCCACCAGCCUUCCCUUGAACCUUUCGGCUCGAGCUGCGCAUGCUGCGCUGGUGCUGCCCUCAUCGAGUCCUAUGGCAACCUCGCCUUGCCAGGCUGACAAACCUGAGCAGUCGGAAGGACCCAGCGACGCACGGAAGGCAUGGAAAGCCCAGAUCCAGGAGCGUGCGCGGGAGGAGCUUCGCAAAUACAGGCUCGCACUCCAGUCCUGUGAGGCUGGAGUGAACAUCCGACCUUGUGGAUGA